AUGGCAAAUAUGAAUAAAUUCAAAAAUAUUGUCAAUCACUUCAAUACAAUGGCAUCGCAGUCGGCACCUAAUGAUAGCAAAAUAAUUCGGUCAAAAUUAAUAUUGAAAAAGUACCCGUAUCAUUCACUAUGUGAACUACUUUUUGAAAGAUUACAAACUGACCCUGAUAAACCAUGCAUUAUUGACUGUUCACUGGAUAGACGUUGGACUAAACGACAAGUGUUUGAAUCGAGUCUCAACUUUGCCUACUAUUUGAUAAAUGACUGCCAAUUAAGCAAAGGAGACAUUGUUUGCUUUGUGACCAACAACUCAGAUAUUCACGCCAUUAGUAUUGUCGGUGUAUUAGUUGCCGGCGGUGUCUAUAGUUCUUUGGCUGAACAUUCAUCUGAACGUGAGAUACGUGAAGUGAUUGAAAACAUUAAGCCAACUGUUUUGGUGUGUAUCGGACAAAACUUUCAGGUUAUGGAUGAUGUGGCUAAUGAUUAUCCAUUUGUUAAGAAACUGUUGGUAAUCGACGAGCCGUCCAAAGCAGAGAUUAAAAAGAAAAGUGAUUUAUUGACAAUUGAGAAGAUAUUUGAACAAAACCGUAAAGACAACAUCCAAUUACCCAUUUGUGGUGAUUUGGAUGAUUGCGCAACACUUGUAAUGAGUAGUGGCAGUACAGGGCGUCCCAAAGCCAUACUCCGAACAAAUCGUAACUUUUUGGCCACAAUCGCUACAAUGCAACACAAAGAGUUGUGUCCACUCACUUCCGGUGAGAUAUUCCUCUCGAGUGGUUUUUGUCAUAUAUGUGGCCAGAGGUCACUAUUCUCGUGCAUCAAUGGCGGCGCACAGUUGGCUAUAAUCAGGAUUGAAGAGAAACACGACGACGCCUUCACUAACAUUCAUAAGUAUAAUAUAACGAGUGGUUUCAUAAUAACAACACAAUUGAAUUAUUUGGCAAAAAAUUAUGAAAAGUAUGACAAAAAUUAUUUGAAGAGUUUUUGCGACAUUUUAGCCGGUGGUUCACAUUUGUCAGACUCUACUUAUAAAGCAAUUGUCGAGUUAUAUGACUUUGAAAAGUUUAGAAGCUGCUAUGGUAUGUCUGAAAUUGGUUGGGCUAUAAUGGUCUACCUGAGCGAUCAACGCCGACUCACCAACACCGCCACAUGCGGUAAAGUAUCGCCCGGUUUAGAGUGCAGAGUGAUUGAUGAAAAUGAACAGCCAGUUGGUCCUAAUGUGUUGGGACAGCUAUGUUUUAGAGGGGAUCAGGUGACUCCAGGAUAUCUUAAUAAUGAUAAAGAAAAUGCUAAACUGUUUACAAACGACGGUUUCCUUAAAAGUGGUGAUUAUGGCUAUUAUGACGAUAAGGAGUUUUUCUAUGUUAUCGGAAGAUUCAAAGAAAUUAUCAAAGUUGAAGGAUAUGUUGUAUCUCCAGCAGAGUUGGAGCACAUCCUAUUGCAGAACAAGAAGAUAGAAAACGUAGCCGUCAUUGGCAUUAAAGAUGAGGAAAGGGAUGAAAUACCUAUGGCUUUCGUGACACUCGUAAAGGGCGCGUCACUUACUGAACAACAGAUUCAGGAUUGGGUUGACUCUCGAGUUAAUUACUAUAAGAAGUUAAGAGGAGGCGUCCGUAUCAUUGACUCAUUCCCUUUGACACCACUGAAGAAGAUUAAUAAAACAGAACUGAAGAGAAUGAUUCCGCCGGAACUCCUAUAAAGUCAUUACAUAUAUAUUAAUACAUUAUAUUAUAAG
Oppia nitens is the source of this 1734-nucleotide messenger RNA. Its product is annotated as luciferin 4-monooxygenase-like. The transcript has 7 exons. Gene Ontology annotation, molecular function: long-chain fatty acid-CoA ligase activity. The record is from RefSeq and is a predicted model, not a curated record. Lineage: Eukaryota; Metazoa; Arthropoda; Arachnida; Sarcoptiformes; Oppiidae. Gene Ontology annotation, biological process: long-chain fatty acid metabolic process; fatty-acyl-CoA biosynthetic process. Bases 1 to 1698 code for a protein of 565 amino acids.